UUCCUACAAGAGUAAAGUAAACAAUUAAAGAGACACCUACUUCAUCAAAUUGCAAUGUUUGGGAAAAUCGGUGCUUGGCUUGCAUUAUUGUACAUAUUCAGCUAUAGCGUUCAUAAUGUGGAGCUGAGAAAUAUUGGAACAGUGAACAGAGAGAACAAAGGACCGCAAUGCGGUUAUCCGAGUUGUCAUCCAACGCCACCAGGUAUGCUAAAUGUGCAUCUUAUAGCGCAUACCCAUGAUGACGUUGGCUGGCUAAAGACGGUGGACCAAUACUAUUAUGGCAGCGAGACUUUAAUUCAAAAGGCCGGUGUCCAGUAUAUAAUCGAUUCCGUUGUGCAAUCCUUGUUGAGAGAUCCGGCCAAGCGUUUCAUCUAUGUUGAGUCGGCAUUUUUCUUCAAGUGGUGGAAGGAGCAAACGGCCGAGUUGCAGGAGAAGGUCAAAAUGCUUGUAAAUGAGGGAAGGCUGGAGUUUAUUGGCGGAGCUUGGAGCAUGAAUGAUGAGGCAACAACGCACUAUCAAAGCACAAUCGAUCAGUUUGCUUGGGGCUUAAGACUACUAAAUGAUACCUUUGGGGAAUGCGGUCGUCCGCGUGUUGGCUGGCAGAUUGAUCCCUUUGGACAUUCGCGAGAGAUGGCAUCAAUGUUCGCCCAAAUGGGAUUCGAUGGCAUGUUCUUCGGUCGCCUGGAUUACCAGGACAAGGACGAGCGUCUGAUGAUGCAGAAGGCCGAAAUGAUUUGGCAUGGCUCAGCAAACUUGGGUGAUAAAUCGGAUUUGUUUACGGGUGCCUUGUACAACAAUUAUCAAGCACCCGCUGGCUUCUGUUUCGAUAUACUCUGCGCGGAUCAGCCAAUUAUCGAUGGCAAGCAUAGUCCAGAUAAUAAUGUCAAAGAGCGCGUUAAUACGUUUUUGGAAUACGUGAAAACUCAAAGCAGAUAUUAUCGCACCAACAAUAUCAUCAUAACAAUGGGUGGCGAUUUUACCUAUCAAGCUGCUCAAGUCUAUUACAAGAAUUUAGACAAACUAAUACGGUAUGCAAAUGAGCGGCAGGCAAAUGGGUCGAAUAUUAAUUUGCUAUACUCGACGCCGUCGUGUUACUUGAAAUCGCUGCACGAUGCUGGCAUUUCUUGGCCCACCAAGAGCGACGACUUCUUUCCCUACGCAUCGGAUCCACAUGCCUACUGGACAGGGUACUUUACGUCGCGUCCGACUUUGAAGCGAUUCGAGCGUGACGGGAACCAUUUCCUUCAAGUGUGCAAGCAGCUGACCUCACUGGCUCCCAAGCGAUCGGCUGAGUUUGAUCCGCACUUGAAUUUCAUGCGCGAAACAAUGGGCAUAAUGCAGCAUCACGAUGCUGUAACGGGCACGGAGAAACAAAAGGUCGCCUUGGACUAUGCGAAACGAUUGAGUGUCGCUCUACGCGCCUGCUCCACAAACAUGAGAUCUACAUUAAAUCAACUAUCGUCAGGAAAGAAUCGUAGCACUGCGGUGCCAGCUGCAUUGGAAUUUAAAACAUGCACAUUGCUCAAUAUCAGCAGUUGUGCUCUAUCCGAGACAAACACUCGAUUUGCACUCACACUCUACAAUCCACUGGCCCACGAAACCGAUGAAUAUAUCCGCAUACCCGUUGCGGACUACAAAUAUGCUGUCCUUGAUCCUACAGGCAAAAGUUUGCCGACUCAAGUAGUGCCUGUGCCCAACGCUGUGGCCAAGAUUAAGUACAGAAGAUCGAUUGCUCAGUACGAGCUCAUUUUCUUGGCAGCCAAACUGCCAGCUGUUGGCUACAGGACCUAUUAUAUUGAGAAACCAGAUAUCGCUCCCGAUGACCUCAAACCCGGUCCGGCGCCAAAGAAGACAUCCAGCUUAACACGUAUUGGAAACGGAAAUAUUAAAUUGACAUUCGACACCAAUGGCUUCCUCUCCGAAGUCACAGCCGAUGGCAUGACGCGUCAGCUUUCCCAGGAGUUUCUGUAUUAUGAAGGUGCCAUUGGCAACAAUGCGGAAUUCCUCAAUCGCUCCUCGGGCGCCUACAUAUUCCGUCCUAAGGCGGACAAAGUGUUCUUUGCGUCAGAUCGCGUCGCCAUUGAAGUGUACAAGGGUCCGUUGGUGCAAGAGGUGCAUCAGAAGUUCAAUGAUUGGGUCAGCCAGGUGGUGCGCAUCUAUAAGCAGAGCAACCACGCUGAAUUCGAGUGGCUGGUUGGACCUAUUCCCAUUGAGGACCACAUGGGCAAGGAAGUAAUUACUCGCUUCAAGUCAGACAUUGAGUCCGAUGGCAUAUUUUACACAGAUUCAAAUGGUCGUGAAAUGUUGAAACGCCAGCGAAAUCAUCGCGAAACCUGGAACGUAAAGCUACAGGAAAGGGUCUCUGGCAACUAUUAUCCGGUCACUACGAAAAUUGCAUUGGAGGAUACAACAGCACGCAUGGCCAUCCUGACGGACAGGGCUCAGGGUGGCAGCUCAUUGCAGGAUGGUGAAUUGGAAUUGAUGGUGCAUCGACGUUUGUUACACGAUGAUGCGUUUGGUGUGGGCGAAGCUCUCAACGAAACCGAAUUCGGCGAGGGACUGAUUGCCCGUGGUAAACAUCAUUUGUUCUUUGGUCAGUCUGAUCGACGUCCAGGUGUUUCUCUAAAGGCAAUGGAACGUCUUCUUCAGCUGCAGACCUUGCUACCCGCCUGGAAGUUUUUCAGCAAUAUGACAGCAUACAGUUCCGAUCAAUGGCUUACUUCGUUUACAAAUACAUUUAAUGGUGUAUCAGUGAUCCUACCAAAAACAGUGCACUUGCUCACAUUGGAGCCGUGGCAUGAGAACGAGUUACUUGUCCGAUUUGAACAUAUAUUGGAAAAAGAUGAAGAUAGCCGAUAUUCGAAAUAUGUUCAAUUUAAUAUAAAGGAUGUGCUAGCUGCCUUUAAUAUUGAAAGCAUUCGCGAGACGACUCUCGAUGGCAAUGCCUGGCUAGAUGAGCAUCGACGCAUGGAGUUUGUGCCCGAUCCCGAGGAAGAGUCUUACGACGCCUAUGGCACAUUCGCGAAGACAUCGGGGGCCGUCCACUUGCUGGAAGCCGCCAAACCUCUACUGGAAGCCAAAUAUUCGAAGGAAGCCUUGAAAGCCGGAGAAUUGGGUGCGGAAAGCAAUCGGCUUAAGCGUAAUGCUGACUCCGGACAUUUUAUAUUACAUAAGAGACGAUCGCAACAGGUCCGCGCAGAUAAUGUUAAUGAGAAUGUUGUACCAAAAUCAAAUGACCGUGAACAGUUUCUUAUAGAGCUAAGUCCAAUGGAGAUACGCACUUUUGUCGUAUAUUUAUCAAAAUAGCAUAAUGAUCACUAAUCUAAUUGUAUCAAUUGUUAUGUAGGUACGCUCAAUUGUAGAACAUAAAAGAGUUUGUGCAUUCAA
This is a messenger RNA of Drosophila grimshawi, 3387 nucleotides long. RefSeq names its product lysosomal alpha-mannosidase (gene LManII). Bases 55 to 3306 code for a protein of 1083 amino acids. Gene Ontology annotation, molecular function: carbohydrate binding; alpha-mannosidase activity. Gene Ontology annotation, cellular component: lysosome. Gene Ontology annotation, biological process: mannose metabolic process. The transcript has 10 exons. The record is from RefSeq and is a predicted model, not a curated record. NCBI's taxonomy places the organism in Eukaryota, Metazoa, Arthropoda, Insecta, Diptera, Drosophilidae.